UGAUUUUCAAAGGUUCCAUUUAUGGAAACCCAAGAUUUGCUCCACAACACUCAUCUCCACCCCAUGAUUUUUUUCCCUCGAUAAAUAUUCAUUUCCCAAUGCUCAAUGCCUUUUACAAAUGGCCUCUCGAAUUCUCCCUAGCGGACUCUCAACAUGAUCAAACAAGCCGCGGCGCAACCUCCGGUGAGGGCCAGACCGGAAGACAAGAAGGCUAGAGCCAAGAGGGCUCUCUGCUCUCUCCUCACAGCCAUCGCAAUCCCCCUUUCCCUCACCCUCUUCGUAAUCUUCAAGUUCGGUUCGGGCAAAAGGUACCGUGCCAUGGCGCACAAGCCGUUUUGGUUCCCCCCGCUGUGGCUUAUUCACCUUGCCUCGAUCGGGACAAGUUUCCUCAUGAGCCUGGCAGCUUGGCUCGUCUGGGUCGACCGUGGGUUCCACGUGAAUUCCAACGCUUUGCCCCUCUACGUUUCCCAGAUAUCGCUGAGCAUCGUGUGGGAUCCUCUGGAGUUGGUCAUGGGUGCGGUCGGGCUCGGAUUCUUGUUCUGUUUCUUGCAUUUUGGGACUGUUUUUGCAUGUUAUUGGAAUUUCAGGAAAGUGAAUCCCUUUGCUAGAGAUCUCGUUAAACCUUGUUUGGUUUGGUCCGGAUUUCUUACAAUAGUUAGUUACAAACUCCUAACCCUUUAAAUUUAGCGACAAAUCUCGAAGAAAUGUUUAGGGUGAAUUAGUGUGAUACAUCGAGAGUUAGAGAUGUGAAAAUCCUUUUAAAUUAAGAGAUUGUAAAUAUCUUAUGUUUAUUUAUUUUUGGAUUUAGGAUAUUCAUAUUGCAUGCAAGUUUUUGAAAGAUUUUUU
Molecule: messenger RNA, 846 nt
Organism: Theobroma umbraticum
Lineage: Eukaryota; Viridiplantae; Streptophyta; Magnoliopsida; Malvales; Malvaceae
Gene: TSPO
Product: TSPO(outer membrane tryptophan-rich sensory protein)-like protein
Cellular component (GO): membrane
Source: RefSeq, a predicted model, not a curated record